Messenger RNA from Monascus purpureus, 396 nucleotides. Lineage: Eukaryota; Fungi; Ascomycota; Eurotiomycetes; Eurotiales; Aspergillaceae. The record is from the annotation of a GenBank genome assembly.
AUGAAGUUCACCGCCUCCAUCGUGUCCGCCCUCCUCGGCGCCGCAUCCAUCGUCUCCGCCGCGCCGCUUGACUCCUCCAACACCCUCACCCGGCGCCAGACCGUCCCGGACGUGACUGUUCAGCUCGCCAAUGACCAGUCCGGUGCCAACUGGGCGGCUACCUUUGCGGCCGAUGGCUCUGUCCAUUCUAUCAACGCCCUCUACGGAGGCGCCAUCUGGGCAUCCAGCGCGCAGCUUGUCAACUUCCCUCAGAACAUCGUCUGCUUCUUUUCUGAUGCAAACUGGAACGUCUUCGCGGACCUCACCACGCAGAAGACCUAUGUCGAUUUGGAUGGAAACCCUGAUGUGGCCACUCCUAUUUCCUUGGAUGGUUCAUUUGUGUACUGCCAUGUGUGA